AUGGCGGCCGCAGCGUCCUUGCCGGAUUUCCUGGAAGAAGCCACCUGCUCCAUCUGCCUGGAGUAUUUCCAGGACCCCGUGCUCAUCCCGGAGUGCGGCCACAACUUCUGCCGGGGCUGCCUGACCCGCAGUUGGGGGACGUCGGAAUCGGAGGCUUCCUGCCCCCAGUGCAGACAGACCUUCGGGCCCCGCAACGUCCUGCCCAACAGGCAGCUGGCGCGGGUGCUGGAAGUGGCCAGGCGGUGUGGAGGCCCUUGGGGCGAGGACGGAGGGAGCUUCUGCCCGAAGCACCGGGAGCCCCUCAAGCUCUUUUGUAAGGACCACGAGACCCUCAUCUGCUUGGUCUGCGACCGAUCCAAAGAGCACAGGGGUCACUCGGUGAUCCCGGCGGAGGAGGCUCUCCAGGAGUACCAGAUCAAUGUUGGGGAUUGCCUGAAGGCUCAGAAGAAGGAGAAAGAAAAAAUAGCUAAAUACAAAACAGACACAGAGCAAAGAGUUCAGGAGAUGCUUGACCACAUCGAAAAAGAGAGAAAAAAAGCAAUGGCUGAAUUCAGAGAACUACAACUCUGGUUAGAAGGACAGGAGAAACUUCUGUUGGCUAGCAUGGAAGAAACAGAGAAGGAUGUUAUGACAAUGAAGGAGAAGCGUUUGGCCAAGUACAUGGAGGAUCUGUGCUCUCUUGACAGUCUCAUCCAGGAAACAGAGGAGAAGCAUCAGCAGCCAGCCAGCAAACUCUUACAGGUCAGGCAGGAAGUUGAGAUCAUAGAAUCAUAG
Protobothrops mucrosquamatus (brown spotted pit viper) is the source of this 774-nucleotide messenger RNA. RefSeq names its product zinc finger protein RFP. Bases 1 to 774 code for a protein of 257 amino acids. The record is from RefSeq and is a predicted model, not a curated record. Lineage: Eukaryota; Metazoa; Chordata; Lepidosauria; Squamata; Viperidae. The transcript has 3 exons. Gene Ontology annotation, molecular function: zinc ion binding.